Molecule: messenger RNA, 486 nt
Organism: Paramecium octaurelia
Lineage: Eukaryota; Ciliophora; Oligohymenophorea; Peniculida; Parameciidae
Source: the annotation of a GenBank genome assembly
AUGUUAAAGAGUGUGAUCAAAACCUUUAGGUUUUCUUAAUUCAAUACUAAAAUUGAUCAAAUUUAACACCAUACUUAUGGCCCAUUAUAGGAAAUAGAUUUUAAAUUGUUGAAUAUUCGCUAAACUACAUCCUUAAGGGAGAUCUAUUAUUCAUAUAUGAAACAUAUGAAAUUAUAUGAAAUUUAGCAAUAAGAAGAAAAAAUGGAAUUAAUUAAGAGAGCUUAUUUAAGGAUUUUGUCGAAACGAUUAAAUAAUAUAGAUGAAAUAACAGAAGAGGAAUAAAAGGAUUUAAGAUUCUUAAUGGACAAUAAUUUUGGUUUCCCAUUUGUUGAAGGAUUAAGAAGAUCAGAGAUGAUUGCAUAAUUUUAAGAGGAAAUAGAAGCCAAAAGGCUUUACCAUUAUCCCCGUAUAACAAUAGCUUUGCUUUGGAUAAUAUUGGGCAUUCCUAGUUUCUAUUAUAGUGACAAUUAUGUAUAUGAAAAAUGA